Molecule: messenger RNA, 4135 nt
Organism: Rhinolophus ferrumequinum (greater horseshoe bat)
Lineage: Eukaryota; Metazoa; Chordata; Mammalia; Chiroptera; Rhinolophidae
Gene: HDAC6
Product: histone deacetylase 6
Exons: 29
Coding region: 278-3781 (1167 amino acids)
Biological process (GO): chromatin organization
Cellular component (GO): histone deacetylase complex
Molecular function (GO): zinc ion binding; histone deacetylase activity
Source: RefSeq, a predicted model, not a curated record
UGGUUCGUUAAGGGUGGAGUUGGGGCCGGGGUCGGUCUUGGGUCUGGGUCUGGCUGAGUGAAAGGGUGGGUGAUUAUCCCGGGCGAUUGGAUGGAACGGGCGUCUAUGAAGAGGCGAGGUCUGGGCGAAGCUGAGAAGAAUGAAAGGAUCUGGGAAUGGGGCUUGGUAGAGCGGAAGGGUUGUGAUUUGCUGGAAAGAGCAGGCCCUAGAGUGGACUGAGCCUGGGGGUUAAUUGCUCUUUGAAAGGAACCGCGUCAGGGGUGAAAUCUCCCCGACCAUGACCUCCACCGGUCAGGAUUCCACCACAACCAGGCAGCGAAGGAGUAGGCACAACCCCCACUCGCCCCCCCACGACUCCAGCGUCACCUCGAAGCGAGGUGCUAAGAAGGGUGCCGUACUCCGCUCCAGCCCCAAACUAGCGGAGGUUAAGAAGAAAGGCAGAAUGAAGAAGCUCAGCCAAGAAACAGGGCAAGACCUAAUCGUGGGCCUGCAAGGGCUGGAUCUGAACCUUGAGGCCAAGACACUGUCUGGUACUGGCUUGGUGUUCGAUGAGCAGCUAAAUGAAUUCCACUGCCUCUGGGAUGACAGCUUCCCGGAAGGCCCUGAGCGGCUCCAUGCCAUCAAGGAGCAGCUGAUCCAGGAGGGACUCCUGGACCGCUGCGUGUCCUUCCAGGCCCGGUUCGCCGAAAAGGAGGAGCUGAUGUUGGUUCACAGCCUCGAAUACAUUGAUCUGAUGGAGACGACUCAAUACAUGAAUGAGGGAGAACUCCGCAUCCUGGCAGACACCUAUGACUCAGUUUACCUGCAUCCGAACUCGUACACCUGUGCCUGCCUGGCCUCAGGCUCCGUCCUCAGGCUGGUGGAUGCAGUCCUGGGGGCUGAGAUCCGGAAUGGCAUGGCCAUCAUCAGGCCUCCGGGACACCAUGCCCAGCACAGUCUUAUGGAUGGAUAUUGCAUGUUCAACCAUGUGGCCGUGGCUGCCCGCUAUGCUCAACAGAAGCAUGGCAUCCAGAGGGUCCUUAUCGUGGAUUGGGAUGUACACCAUGGUCAAGGAACACAGUUCACCUUCGACCAGGACCCCAGCGUGCUCUAUUUCUCCAUCCACCGCUACGAGCAGGGUCGGUUCUGGCCGCACCUCAAAGCCUCUAACUGGUCCACCACAGGUUUUGGCCAAGGUCAGGGAUACACCAUAAAUGUGCCUUGGAACCAGGUGGGGAUGCGAGAUGCCGACUACAUUGCUGCUUUCCUGCAAAUCCUGCUGCCGGUCACCCUUGAGUUCCAGCCCCAGCUGGUCCUGGUGGCCGCUGGAUUUGAUGCCCUCCAAGGGGACCCCAAGGGCGAGAUGGCCGCCACUCCGGCAGGGUUCGCCCAGCUAACCCAUCUGCUCAUGGGUCUGGCAGGAGGCAGGCUGAUCCUGUCUCUGGAGGGUGGCUACAACCUCCGUUCCUUGGCUGAGGGCGUCAGCGCCUCGCUUCACACCCUCCUGGGAGACCCUUGCCCCCUGCUGGAAUCCCCUGGCGCCCCCUGCCCAAGUGCCCAGUUGUCACUGUCCUGCACUCUGGAAGCUCUGGAGCCCUUCUGGGAGGUCCUUGUGCGAUCAGAUGAUACCCUGGAGGAGGACAGCGUGGAGGGGAACAAUGCGGAGGAAGAGGAGGAGGAGGAGAGGCCGUGGCAGCCCCCUGUGCUCCCGGUCCUGACGUGGCCAGUGCUGCAGGCUCGCACAGGGCUGGUCUAUGACCAACGGAUGAUGGGUCACUACAACUUGUGGGACAACCACCACCCCGAGAUGCCCCAGCGCGUCUCACAGAUCAUGUGCCGUCUGGAGGAGCUGGGCCUUGCCGAGCGCUGCCUCAUCCUGCCCACACGUCCCGCCACGGAUGCUGAGCUGCUCACCUGCCACAGUGCUGAGUAUGUGGGUCGUCUACGGGCCACAGAGAAGAUGAAAACCCGGGAGCUGCACCGCGAAGGUGCCAGCUUUGACUCCAUCUACAUCUGCCCCAGCACCUUCGCCUGUGCAAAGCUGGCCACUGGCGCCACAUGCUGCCUUGUGGAAGCUGUGCUGGCGGGAGAGGUUUUGAAUGGUGUUGCCGUGGUGCGUCCUCCAGGACACCACGCAGAGCAGGACGCUGCUUGCGGUUUCUGCUUUUUCAAUUCUGUGGCUGUGGCUGCUCGCCAUGCCCAGGCCAUCAGUGGGCAUGCGCUGCGGAUCCUGAUCGUGGACUGGGACAUCCAUCAUGGUAAUGGAACUCAGCACAUAUUUGAGGAGGACCCCAGCAUACUCUAUGUUUCCCUGCACCGCUAUGAUCAUGGCACCUUCUUUCCCAUGGGGGAUGAGGGUGCCAGCAACCAGGUGGGCUGGGCUGCAGGCAUGGGCUUCACCGUCAACGUGGCCUGGAAUGGGCCCCGCAUGGGUGACGCCGAGUACCUGGCUGCCUGGCAUCGUCUGGUGCUUCCCAUUGCCUACGAGUUUAACCCAGAACUGGUGCUAGUCUCAGCUGGCUUUGACGCGGCACGGGGGGACCCACUGGGGGGCUGCCAGUUGUCACCUGAGGGCUAUGCCCACCUCACGCACCUGCUGAUGGGCCUUGCCAGUGGCCGCAUUAUCCUAAUCCUAGAGGGUGGCUAUAACCUGACAUCCAUCUCGGAAUCCAUGGCCGCCUGUACCCGCACCCUCCUUGGGGACCCACCACCUGUGCUGACCCUGCCACGGCCCCCACUAUCAGGGGCCCUAGCCUCAAUCGCUGAGACCAUCCAAGUCCAUCGCAGAUACUGGCGCAGCUUGCGGGUCAUGAAGGUGAAAGACAAGGAGGGACCUUCCAGUUCUAAGUUGAUCACCAAGGAAGCACCCCAACCAGCCAAUCCUGGGUCAGCCGAGGGGCUGACCACACUAGAGGGGAAUAUUCUGGACACAAGCAUGGGGAAGACCACCUUGGCAUCAUCUGUGCAAGAGUCCACUCCACCCCAGACCAAGUCAGAAGCAGCUGUGGCAGAGCUCACUCAGGACCAGUCCUCAGAGGCAGCCGUGCCGGACCCGACCACCUCAGAGGGAGCCGUGUCGGACCCGACCACCUCAGAGGGAGCCGUGCCGGACCCGACCACCUCAGAGGGAGCCGUGCCGGACCCGACCACCUCAGAGGGAGCCGUGCCGGACCCGACCACCUCAGAGGAGGCCGUGGGAGGAGCUGAGCUGAUCCAAACCUGUCCAGCUUUGUGCACAGACAACCAGACUCCUCCAGCCUCACCUGUGCAAGGAGCCACACCUCAGAGCUCCCCCACUAAGCUUACUGGGAUUCUCAGGAUCUUGGAACUAGACAACAAGGCUCAGGGGUCCCCACAACCUCAGAUCCCAGAAGAGGAGAGGCUACUAGGAGAGGCAGCUGGAGGUCAGGACGUGGAUGAUUCAGUGUUGAUGCAGGUCUUUGGGGACACUGACCAGGCCAUGUUUUACGCUGUGACACCACUGCCCUGGUGUCCCCAUUUGGUGGCAGUCUGCCCCAUUCCUGAAGCAGGCCUGGACGUGACCCAACCCUGUCAGGACUGUGGAGAAUUCCAGGAGAACUGGGUGUGUCUGUCUUGCUAUGAGGUCUACUGCAGUCGUUACGUCAAUGCCCAUAUGCUCCAGCACCAUGAAGCCUCGGGACACCCGCUGGUCCUCAGCUAUGUUGACCUUUCUACCUGGUGUUACCAAUGUCAGGCCUAUGUUCACCACCAGGCUGUCCUAGAUGUGAAGAACGUCGCCCACCAGAACAAGUUUGGGGAGGACAUGCCCCACUCACACUAACUCCCAGGACGUGCUCCUUUUCACCUUGAGGCCCAAGAUAGCCCAGCCUUAGCUCAUUCCAACCUGUACCUUGGAUGAGCCUCCAUCCCAUCCUGAAAACCCUUUACAACUCCCCAAGGGUGCUGAUUUCAUUGUAAAUACCUGUAAGAGGACUGUGGUGAGGAAUUGUAGCUGUGCCCACUGCCUACUCCUGGGACUCCAUUUAUUCCGCCCCAGAAGGAAAGGGGGGCAAACGGGGAGCAGCUCAGUGUCCCUAAGAGGGGACUGAUAUCAAGAAGAUGCUUUGGAGAACGGGGGGAUCAACUGGCAGAUAUGGCAGGGUUGCAUAUGUAAUAAAAUACAAGCUGUUACAAA